GACCGUGGUCUUGUAAAAACGUAAGCUUUGCGCUAUCCUAUCCUAUAAGAGAACCUCUGACAGUUACUUUCUACGGCGACAGAGGUGUAUUUUGUUUUUUUUUCCUGAGAAUUAACUAAUAGCAAAGUUCUUCAAAUGGAGUUGAACAGGUUGUGUUUAGCAGUGAUAAUGAUUAUAAAUGUGGUGGUUUUAAUACAAGGGUGGCGGUGCCAUGGUUGUUUGGAGGAAGAGAGAGUUGCUCUCUUGCAAAUCAAAGAUGCCUUUAGUUACCCAAAUGGCAGUUUCCCGCACUCCUGGGGAAGAGAUGCUAACUGCUGCGAAUGGAAACAAGUCCAAUGCAACUCCACCACACUUCGAGUUGUCAAAAUAGACCUUUCUUUCUCAAGGGGUUGGGAGCUGGGAGACUGGCUCCUGAAUGCGUCUUUGUUUCUUCCAUUCCCAGAACUGAACGCUCUUAACUUGUAUGGAAAUCGUAUUGCUGGAUGUCUUGAGAAUGAAGGUUUUGAAAGACUAUCAGUCCUUGGCAAUUUGGAGAGACUCGAGUUGGGCCAAAACAAAUUCAACAGCAGCAUCUUUUCAUCCUUAGGUGGUCUUUCAUCUUUGAAAUGUUUAUCUCUACACAAUAAUGAAAUCGAAGGAACAAUAAGCGUGGAAGGAUUGAAUAAUCUGACAAACUUAAGGAAUCUGCAUAUUGCGAGCAAUCACAUUGAAGGGUUUAAAUCCCUUCAUGGUGGUGAGGAUGAAGUGCUGAAAAUGAGCAAUUUGGAGUAUCUAGACUUGGGAGGUAAUCGCUUUGAUAACAGUAUCUUAUCAUCCUUCAAGGGUCUUUCAUCUCUCAAGAAUCUCGGUCUGGAAAAGAACCAUCUGAAAGGAACAUUCAAUAUGAAAGAAUUGGAAGCUUUGAGCAACUUGAGGAAGCUGUAUCUCAGCGGAAAUGAGAUUGACGAGUUUGUGUUCUCAGAACGUAUUAGAGGUUUCGGAAAUCUAAGCAGAGUUCGUUUAUUUAAUAUCACCGCAAAUGGAAGAAGAAUUUCACUUCCAUUACUGCAAUCAUUGGCAAAACUCCCAAACCUCAAGACACUUGAUCUGGGGAACAAUAAUUUCGAAGGAACAAUAUUAGCUCAAGCCUUGCCUUCUCUCAAGAAUUUGCACAAGUUGGAUUUGAGUUCCUCUACUCUCGAUAAUAGCUCUCUGCAAACAAUAGGAAGGAUUACCACUCUGACGAGUUUAAAGAUGAAUGGUUGUAGACUCAGUGGCAGCAUACCUAUAGCCGAGGGUCUAUGCGAGUUAAAGCAUCUUCAAAGUCUUGAUAUCAGCAAUAAUAGUCUCACCGGUGUCUUGCCUAAUUGUUUGGCAAAUUUGACAUCCCUGAAACAAAUAGAUCUCUCUUCCAAUCACUUUGGGGGAGAUAUUUCCUCGUCUCCUCUUAUAACUCUGACAUCCAUCCAAGAAUUAAGACUUUCGGACAAUAACUUUCAAAUCCCCAUCUCAUUGAGGUCAUUUUCCAACCAUUCUGAACUCAAAUUCUUCUUCGGUUAUAAUAAUGAAAUAUGUGCAGAGCUAGAGGAGCACAAUUUGAUCCCAAAGUUCCAACUAGAGAGACUUCAUUUAUCUGGUCAAGCAUAUGGUGGAGCAUUGCCCUUUCCCAAAUUCCUCUUCUAUCAACACAACUUGAGGGAGAUUUAUUUUUCUAACAUGAAAAUGAGGGGAGGGGUUCCAAAUUGGUUGCUAGAGAACAACCCAAACCUACAUGAACUUUUCCUGGUCAACAAUUCUCUUUCAGGACCUUUCCAGUUGCCAAUUCAUCCCCAUGUGAGUUUGUCACAAUUAGAUAUUUCUGACAAUCACUUGGACAGCCACAUCCCAACUGAAAUUGGAGCAUAUUUCCCAAGUUUGACAUUUUUAUCCAUGUCUAAAAACCACUUCAACGGUAUCAUUCCCUCUUCGUUUGGCUCUAUGUCUUCUCUUCUAGUUUUGGAUCUCUCAGAAAACAACAUCUCUGGAAAGCUGCCAUCUUGUUUUAGCUCUUUGCCACUAGUUCAUGUUUAUUUGUCACAAAAUAAAUUACAGGGAUCUUUGGAGGAUGCAUUUCAUAAGUCCUUUGAGCUAAUUACAUUGGAUCUUAGCCAUAAUCAAUUGACUGGCAACAUUUCGGAAUGGAUUGGUGAGUUUUCCCACAUGAGCUAUCUUCUCUUAGGUUAUAAUAACCUUGAAGGCAGAAUACCCAACCAGUUGUGCAAGUUGGACAAAUUGAGUUUCAUUGAUCUUUCUCAUAAUAAGUUUUCUGGUCAUAUCCUCCCUUGUCUAAGAUUUAGAAGCAGUAUUUGGUACAGCAAUCUUAGAAUAUAUCCUGAUAGGUAUUUGAUUCGAGAGCCUUUAGAGAUUACAACAAAGAGUGUAUCCUAUUCUUACCCGAUAAGCAUUUUGAACAUCAUGUCUGGAAUGGAUCUCUCUUGCAACAAUUUGACAGGUGAGAUUCCUCCGGAAAUUGGAAACCUUAAUCAUAUCCAUGUACUGAACCUGUCAAAUAAUUUUUUGAUAGGUCCUAUCCCACAAACUUUUACAAACUUGAGUGAAGUUGAGAGCUUGGAUCUUUCCAAUAACAGCUUGACUGGGGCUAUCCCUCCUGGACUUGUACAAUUGCAUUCUCUGGCAUUUUUUAGUGUAGCCCACAAUAACCUAUCUGGUAGAACACCACCUAAUAUGAUUCCACAAUUUUCAACAUUCAACGAGAGUAGCUAUGAGGGAAAUCCUCUCCUUUGUGGACCACCACUCUCAAGACAUUGCACCACCCAAGAAGAAGAAGCUUCGUCAUUACCAAAAAGGACUUCAACGGAUGAUAUAGAAGAAAGUGGCUUCAUGGAUACAGAUGUUUUCUAUGUGAGCUUUGUUGUGACAUACAUCAUGAUGCUGUUGGUAACAGCUGCAAUUUUGUACAUAAACCCCAACUGGAGACGAGCAUGGUUUUAUUUCAUUAAACAAAGCAUCAAUAAUUGCUACUACUUUUUUGUGGACAAUCUUCAUAUGCCAUCCUGGUUAGAGGUCCGAAACCUUUUGUGUAGAUAUUUUUAGCAUGUGUGGUGUUUCUACUUUUCAAAUUCAAGACUGAAUUCAAUCUUAUCGUAUUAGUACAAGUUAUGUCUGAAAA
Molecule: messenger RNA, 3148 nt
Organism: Populus trichocarpa (black cottonwood)
Lineage: Eukaryota; Viridiplantae; Streptophyta; Magnoliopsida; Malpighiales; Salicaceae
Product: receptor-like protein 9b
Exons: 8
Coding region: 136-3072 (978 amino acids)
Molecular function (GO): protein binding
Source: RefSeq, a predicted model, not a curated record